UCUGUGUUGAAGCAAAAACAUGACUUCUCCAAUCCUCCUCCUCCUCUCCCUUCUUUCAUGUCUUCUCCUCUCUUCUUCUUCUUCUUCUUCUUCUUCUUCUUCUUCUUCUUCUUCAUCAAAACAAAUUCCAAAGCAUUACAUUGUUUACAUGGGAAGUUCAUCCAAUGGAGAUGGAAGAAAUGCUCCAGUUUCUGAAUCGGAUCACAUCAAAUUGCUGUCCACAGUGAUCCCGAGUGAAGAGAAGCAAAGAAUAUCAUUGAUUCACCAUUAUAGUCAUGCCUUCAGAGGAUUCUCUGCUAUGCUUACAGAGGAUGAAGCUUCUCUCUUAUCUCAGCAUGACGGAAUUGUAUCUGUUUUUCCCGAUUCGGUACUUCAACUCCACACAACUCGUUCAUGGGAUUUUUUGGGGGCCACAUCGAGCUCAAAGUUCAGUCAGAGUCAUCAGGAAGUGUCAACUGAUGUUAUAGUUGGAAUAAUAGACACAGGGAUUUGGCCGGAGUCUCCAAGUUUCAGCGACAAUGGAAUCGGCCAAGUUCCAAGAAAGUGGAAAGGAAUCUGUAUGGAAGGAUCUGAUUUCAAAAAAUCCAAUUGUAACAGGAAAUUGAUAGGAGCAAGGUACUACGUACAGCAGAGAUCCCACUCGGGAAACGGUACCGUAUCGAGGGCACUCAGUGGGUCCCCUAGGGAUUCGAUCGGACAUGGAACUCACACUGCUUCAACUGCUGCCGGUUCGCCGGUAAUGAACGCCAGUUACUACGGCCUGGGUCAAGGAACGGCCAGGGGUGGCUCACUGUCGACUCGAAUUGCAGCGUACAAGGCAUGCACGGAAGAUGGUUGUUCUGCUGCCACAAUAUUGAAGGCGAUUGAGGAUGCGAUCAAGGAUGGGGUUGAUAUCAUCUCGAUUUCGAUUGGGAUGAACGCGUUGUUUCAGCCUGAUUUCUUGAGCGAUCCCAUUGCUAUUGGAGCUUUCCAUGCAGAAGAGAUGGGAGUGAUGGUGGUUUGUUCUGCUGGAAACGAUGGGCCUUUUCCUUCCACUGUUGUCAAUGCAGCUCCAUGGAUUUUUACUGUUGCGGCUUCUACAAUUGACAGGGCUUUUCAGUCCACUGUGCUUCUUGGAAAUGGAAGAACUUUUCAGGGGCUUGCCAUUAAUUUCUCAAACCUCACUCGUUCGGAGACUUACCCUCUUGUGUUUGGGAAAGAUGCUGCUGCUAAAUUUAGCCCCGUAUCAGAAGCAAGGAAUUGUUAUCCUGGGUCGCUAGAUCCAAAAAAAGUAUCUGGGAAAAUUGUGGUUUGCAUAGACACUGAGCCAAUGUUGUCAAAACGAAUCAAGAAACUGGUGGUAGAAGAUGCUAAAGCAAAAGGGAUGAUUUUUAUCAAUGGGGAAUCAAAAGGAACACCUUUGGAUUCUGGUGUAUUUCCAUUUACAGAAGUUGGGAUUGUUGAAGGGUAUAAGAUCCUCAAGUAUAUGACGUCUAACAACAACCCAACUGCAACUAUCCUUCCAACAGUUGGUAUUCCGAAUUUCAGACCAGCACCAGUUGUAGCAUAUUUUUCAUCAAGAGGCCCUGGAGGGCUAACAGAAAACAUUCUCAAGCCUGAUAUAAUGGCUCCUGGAGUUGCCAUUUUAGCAGCAGUAACUCCAAAAGCUGAACCAGGGACUGUGCCAAUUGGAAAAGAGCCCCCUGGAUAUGCCAUAAGAUCAGGAACAUCAAUGGCUUGCCCACAUGUGACAGGUGCUGCUGCUUUUGUCAAGUCUGUGCACCCUGGAUGGAGUACUUCCAUGAUCAAAUCAGCCCUCAUGACAACUGCAACUGUGUAUGAUAACCUGAGAAAGCCCACAGAAAAUGGUUCAGGUCAGUCAGCAACUCCACAUGAGAUGGGGGCUGGAGAAAUAAGUCCACUUAAAGCUCUUAAUCCUGGAUUAGUCUUCAAAACAACAACACAAGAUUAUCUCAAGUUCCUCUGUUACUAUGGCUCUUCAGAGAAGAAAAUUCAAUCCCUUUCCCAAACAAACUUCAAAUGUCCAAGAAAAUCCUCGGAAAACCUCAUCUCCACCAUCAACUACCCCUCUAUCUCCAUAGACAAGCUGGACAGGCAUGGAGGUAUUCAAACAAUUGGAAGAACUGUAACCAAUGUUGGACCCCCAAAUUCCACCUACAUUGCUGCUGUGAGUGCUCCCUCAGGGUUAGUUGUCAAAGUUUGGCCCCAGAAGAUUGCCUUUGGUGAGGGGUUGAAGGAGGCUUCUUUCAAAGUGUCCCUUUAUGGUAAGGAAGCUCCUGGUGGCUACAAUUUUGGGUCCAUAACCUGGUCAGAUGGUUUACAUUCUGUCAGAAUGGUCAUUGCGGUAAAUGUUGAAUGAUAAUUAAAUGAUAUUAUGAAUUCUUUGUCACCAUAAGAAACAAAUAUAGGAAUCCUUAAGGUUCAGCUGCAACACUUUCUAAGAGAAGCCAACACGUGCGCAGGCUACCUUGCUUCCAUGGGGCACUCUCUUUCUGUUGAUUUUGUGUGUUUUGAUGUUUACCCUCCGGGCCUGUGCUGUAUUUCAAUGCUGAUUCUGACCGGCAAAUUGAACUUCCCAGAACCCGAUGUAUGUUGUGUUAUUUUGAUUAAUCUAUCUCCUUGAUUACCCAAAAAAAAAGGAAAUUUCAAUGAAUUUCAUUGACAUUU
Rubroshorea leprosula is the source of this 2667-nucleotide messenger RNA. NCBI's taxonomy places the organism in Eukaryota, Viridiplantae, Streptophyta, Magnoliopsida, Malvales, Dipterocarpaceae. The record is from the annotation of a GenBank genome assembly.